Thalassophryne amazonica is the source of this 2491-nucleotide messenger RNA. Its product is annotated as inward rectifier potassium channel 4-like. Lineage: Eukaryota; Metazoa; Chordata; Actinopteri; Batrachoidiformes; Batrachoididae. Gene Ontology annotation, molecular function: inward rectifier potassium channel activity. The record is from RefSeq and is a predicted model, not a curated record. The transcript is spliced from 3 exons. Gene Ontology annotation, cellular component: plasma membrane. Bases 256 to 1974 code for a protein of 572 amino acids. Gene Ontology annotation, biological process: regulation of monoatomic ion transmembrane transport; potassium ion import across plasma membrane.
UGUCUCUUCAACACUACGGAGCAACAGGAACAAAGAUAUGCUUGAGUUUGUCCAAAAGGGAAAUGGAUUUAUGCAAAUAUUUCCUUAGAAUUAAGAAAGGAAAGCCUUUAAAGAAGAUGGAACCAUUGCUAUUUUUAAAGUGAUUUUUUUCCUACAGCCACACAAAGAAAAAUGUCCUUUCAGAUGGGCGUGCUGAUGCCAAACCCAACACAGACCUGAACGCAGUCUGCCUGCCUGUUUGCCAACAGUUCUUUAAUGGUUGGAACUGCUCGCCCCAACCUCCAUUACUGCCCUAGCAGACACAGCCUAAUGAUCACUUUUGCCAUGGGAGCCGUGCGAAUCAACAGAUAUAGCAUCGUUUCCACAAGUGAAGAUGCAUUGAAGAUGUCCACCCUGGGCCUCCACAUUGACCACAGCCCUCUGGCACAGCAGACCUUAGCAGGAGCAUGCAUCCAAACUGAAGGACGAGAUGGAGGAGGUGAGACAGAAUGCCCGGGAAAUGAAGUGGGAAAAGCGACAUUGUCCCUGAACGUGAUGAAUGAGCCUGUUACCCAAAACAGCUGCCACACUUCACCAUCGUGUCAUUUGGGUCUGGAUCUGGGAGCUGCCCGCAUCCGCAGCCGUUUUGUGAAGAAGAACGGUCAGUGCAAUGUGGUGUUCAAUAACAUGGAGGAUAGGCCUCGACGGUACCUGGCUGACAUUUUCACCACCUGUGUGGACAUCCGAUGGCGCUACCUGCUGCUCAUCUUCACUUCCACCUUCCUUCUGUCUUGGAUGCUGUUUGGACUGGUCUUCUGGGGAGUGGCCAUGGCCCAUGGAGACUUUGACCUUCAUGUCCCUCUUAAGGAAGGAGAUGUCCAUGACAUUGUAGAAGAAGGGAAAGUUGAGUGGCGGCCAUGUAUUCUCCACAUUCAGGGAUUCAUCGGGGCAUUCCUCUUCUCCAUCGAGACCCAGACUACCAUUGGGUAUGGUUUCCGGUGCGUCACUGAAGAAUGCCCGAUUGCUGUGGCAACUGUGGUGGCCCAGUCCAUCGUGGGCUGCAUUAUUGACUCUUUCAUGAUUGGUACCAUCAUGGCAAAGAUGGUACGGCCAAAGAAGCGAGCACAGACGCUGCUCUUCUCACACCACGCAGUCAUCGCUCUGCGAGAUGGCAAACUGUGUCUUAUGUGGCGACUGGGGAACAUGCGUAAGAGCCACAUUGUUGAGGCACACGUCCGCGCACAGCUCAUUAGGCCACAUGUAACAAAAGAGGGGGAGUACCUCCCUUUGGAGCAAACAGACAUUGACGUCGGCUACGAUGAUGGGCUGGAUCGACUGUUUCUGGUGUCGCCACUGGUGGUGGUCCAUGAGAUCAACGAGAAUAGUCCAUUGUAUGACUUGAGUCGCACUGAUCUGCAGAAGCAGGACUUUGAGAUUGUGGUCAUCCUGGAGGGAAUGGUGGAGGCCACUGCCAUGACCACGCAGGCCCGUAGCUCCUACUUGGCAAGGGAGAUCCUGUGGGGCCACCGCUUUGAACCUGUUGUCUUUGAGAGGGCAGACCGCUACCAUGUGGACUAUUCCCGCUUCCACAAGACUUAUGAAGUGCUGUCAACCCCUCACUGCAGUGCCAGGGAGCUGAGCCAGAUGAUAAGUCAUGGCAGACAGUCGUCAUCAUCUUCUUCAACUUACUCUAGGUCUUCUUCCCCAUUUGCCCCGAGGGCCCCACACCACCUACUGGGAUCGCACUCACCAAGUGCGUUCUGCUACGAGAACGAGGUGGCCCUGUGCUGUGUGGAUGAUGAGCUGGAGGAGGACGCCAAAGAGGAGAUUGGGGGCCACCAAAAGGUGCGAGGCGACAUUCACUUGGGAAUUAAAGAGACGUUUGCAGUGGAGCAGGCGGUGAUGUUAUGUGUUCUAGACACAGAGAAACAGAUGGGUCUUGAUAGACUACAGACCAGCCUGCCUUCGUACAUCAGCAGAGAGUCAGGGGUUUAAAGACAGUCAAUGGGAAAUGGCUGGAACCGCCUCUGGAUGCAGAGAACUGAACCUUUUUUUCUUUUUUGUGGGGAGGGGAUGGGGGGGUUGGUUGGGUGGCAACUCAAACUGUUCAUCUGAUGAAAGGCAUCGUCUCAUUUUAUUUUACAUAACGCAACUUUAGGUCACAUUUUUGCUACGGUUUUUGUAAUUCUACACUUGGAGUUACAGUCAAUGUGCAAAACUCUUACGCAUAAUUUAAAAAGUUCAUAAAGUAAAUGAACUACCAAAAAAAAAGAGUUUAAGUAUUUAAAAAAUAUGACAAAGAGUGCUAAGCAUUAAAGACUACACAAAAUAAGUACAGGGUGUGCUCUCCUAUUACACUCAAAACAAAUACAAUUUUGUCUUUACUUAAUCUAGGUAUGUCAACUGGUUCCACAAAAUGUGGUUGGAGAAAUAAGAAAAGCAAAUUAUAAAAAAUGGUUUCAAUCAAUAAGGCAUUAUGUUUAGACUGCGUACGAAUUUUCACCAAACUAAG